This is a messenger RNA of Colletotrichum spaethianum, 246 nucleotides long. RefSeq lists its product as uncharacterized. The coding region runs from base 1 to 246 and encodes 81 amino acids. The record is from RefSeq and is a predicted model, not a curated record. Lineage: Eukaryota; Fungi; Ascomycota; Sordariomycetes; Glomerellales; Glomerellaceae. The transcript has a single exon.
AUGUGCUUGGCUGGAGGCCGCGUCUGGAGUCAUCGUCAGGCUUUUGUAGGACGCAGUGGCAGAACGCACAUAUGGGAGUUGCGUUUCAGCACGCAGAAGUUUGAGCUAAGAUUCUCUUCCAAGUCUGGUUGUGCGGAAACGGAGGCCUGCGAGCGGUCCGACCGUUGGAACGGCAAGGGCCUGCGGCGACUUACUAGCGAAAUCAAGUUCGUCUUCUCUGCCAUCGAGGUCCAAAGCUCGCGUUGA